Messenger RNA from Dothidotthia symphoricarpi CBS 119687, 1663 nucleotides. RefSeq lists its product as uncharacterized. The record is from RefSeq and is a predicted model, not a curated record. The transcript has 2 exons. Lineage: Eukaryota; Fungi; Ascomycota; Dothideomycetes; Pleosporales; Dothidotthiaceae. Bases 134 to 1414 code for a protein of 426 amino acids.
CCCCGCAGCUGUCAACCCAACCAGGACUCCCACGCCGGAAUCUCAUCGAUCCCCAUCGCUAAGAUUCCUCUUUCGCCGUUCAUAGCGACUUACGGCUCUUUUAUAUCAAGUCGUAUUGCGCGCUCGCAGUACCAUGUCACCUGCCCCAAUUACCCAGGAUGCUGCUGCCGCUUCACCGACGACACCCCAACAGCGACCUUCGUCAAGAUCUGCACCACCACAACCCGUGUCUAAGCAUUUCGAUGAUAUCUUUCACGCCAAGUUCAUGCACAUCAUCCAGCAAUGGAAGAAUGACCCUGCGAGAAGCCAGCUGACCCAAAAGGAUCGGAAGUCUUUCAUUGAGACAGCCUAUGUCGACACCGAUGAGAUUUAUUUUGGGAAGCGUCACCUGUCUGACCAAGAAAUCAAGCUGCGCGCUCUCACCAAGGUCUUCUACAAGGUCCUUGCUGAGGAGCCGUGGUCUGAAGAUUGGAUCCGCUCUCCUGAUGUCGAACGCAAACUUUCAAAAUUUGAAAUGCAUAAGGACUCUGUCGCCCUCGCUGCUGAACAUGGUGUAUUCACCCCGCGAGACGCUGUUAAGGCUGCACGAGAAGCUGCGGUCAGACAAGAGGACGCUCUCAAGCAAUCUAACGCUCUUAAGGACCAGAAGAUUCCUCGUGGACCUUGGGAUGACAUAGAGAUCAUUUACAUCGCGGGCACGGUUUCCUCGACAGCUACUAACGCCAUUGAUCGCGAUAGUAUUUAUCCUGUCUCGGUAAGCUCAGUCGCAAACGUCUUACAAAAUCACAUGUGCCGAGACAUGGUGAGACCUUUCUCGAUGGCUGAGAGAUUCAUCAAUUGCACAGACACCAAAGAACUCGAAGAGAUGCGAAAGUUCGCCUGCAAUGUCUGUGACUACGCUCCUCAUCUCCUAGAUAACGAUAAUGUCAGUCUACUCGUUGUAUUGCUCAUCCUGUCGCGAUCCGACUGCUGUAGACGUUGGCUAGCCAACGGCAUUCGGAUCGAGGGGUCAACGAUCAGCCAUCGCAAGGCUGAGUGUAUGAAGAACAAGAUGGGUUGGAGGACCUCUGAAGAAAAGAAGCCGUACGAUAACUUUGCAAGCGAGUUCCAGACCCGUGUCAAGAACGCCUGCUUCCCUGCUCCUCGAGCACAACGCGUUACAAAAAAGCAUCAGCCACGAAAACCAUCGCUACCGGCCAUGCCAGAUACCCCUCCUGUUUACCCUCAACCUGCCAUGGGUAACUGGGCUUCUCCUCAAGUGCGCACAUCUGGAAGUCCCUACAGCUUAAACACAGGGAUCAACAUCUCGGCCCCGAUAAAUACGAGCAUCUACUCUUACCCUCCAAGCAAUCAGCCCCCUCACACAGCGACUGGAACAGGCAGCAACGCUGGGGAGCCCAUGGACCUCUCAUGAGGGUACCGAGGCGGGAAUCUUUCUUCUUUUCUUCUUAAUAAUAGAUCGCAUCAGUGCGGCGUUUGGUCACAGUUCCAUGCUCGCAUCAACAGGGCACCAGCGCGAUAAAAGCGGUGUUUUAGUUUGACGCAUGUUCCCAUUAGCGGCAGUACUCGGGCUUCGGCUUUGAUUUGGAAUUUAGCGACAUCACAAGGUGCAAAGGUCUAAGAUUUAUCAUGUAAAUAUCAACAAAUGUAUAUCAAUCAUCAC